AUGCAGCCAUCAAACGUAGUACCAGGUUCCUCCACCGCAAUAGCUGGCGGCAGUGACGACUGUGUACUUCUACCAGCAACCACCACAGGCUACGCCAACACAACAUCCACAGCCUCACCAAACGAGGUAUCAGCUUAUGCAAAGCACUUUGUAGGUGAAUGGGUUCCGUGUUCUGUUAGUUCUAAUUUUACCCCUCAUAUAAUCACAGCUAAUGUUGGAGAGAAAGUUAGAAGGAUUCGAACUGAUCCCUUGGCGGUUUUCAAUGGAAGAGUGAAAGGUUCAUUGAAGGUCACUCGGGCUUUUGGAACCGCAUUCCUGAAACAGCCCAAAUGGAACAAUGCUCUCCUGGAGAUGUUCAGAAUCGACUAUGUUGGAAAUUCCCCUUAUAUUCCCCGUUCCCCAUCACGUUGUCACCACAGACUUGAAUCGAUGGACAAAUUUUUGAUUUUGUCUUCAGAUGGCCUCUAUCAGUACUUCACAAAUGAAAAUGCUGUUUCUGAAGUAGAAUGGUUCAUGACUACGUUUCCUGAAGGCGAUCCUGCUCAACAUCUUGUCGAAGAAUUCUCAACAUCUUGGAAAUAUACUAUCAAACUGAUAAGAAUUCUUCAAUUUUUUGAGAAAAAGUUCAUAUUGAUGAAGUCGUCCAAGCAAACGUCAUGUGUGGGGAUAACGGAGGUUUGCCAUUCUGUGAAUCCAGGACAUCCGAUGAUGCUGUUGAUAGAUUGGAUUUGCUCGUCUUUCAAUGAUUUCGAUGCCAUUUUUGAAUACUAG
Fraxinus pennsylvanica is the source of this 771-nucleotide messenger RNA. The record is from the annotation of a GenBank genome assembly. NCBI's taxonomy places the organism in Eukaryota, Viridiplantae, Streptophyta, Magnoliopsida, Lamiales, Oleaceae.